Molecule: messenger RNA, 1930 nt
Organism: [Torrubiella] hemipterigena
Lineage: Eukaryota; Fungi; Ascomycota; Sordariomycetes; Hypocreales; Clavicipitaceae
Source: the annotation of a GenBank genome assembly
CUCUCUUCAGUUCAUUCCGGUGCUACGGAUGGCGCUAUAAAAAAAAGCCCACAGGGCUCCGGCAGAACCCUGCCCAGCGUUGCAGUCGCCUGUAAUGGCGGGCACGACAGCGCUAAAAACAGGCCUGACAGCCUGCACUCAGUGCCAAUGCCACACGUGCAGACGGCGCUCCGAUCCGAUUCCGGACGUCCCUCUGCCCCUCUAAGAUUCACACUUUGCAAUACUACUUGGUUCUCUUGACGCCAGCUUGCUUGAACCAAUUCUCUGCCAGUACUUGCCAUCUUUACCAUUUUUUGCAUUUCUAUACUUCACCCUUAACCACCAUACGACACCAUGGAUUCCGUCGUAGAUGUCGCUGACGAGAACAAGGCUCUCGACCUCGCUCAUAUUCGCUACCAGCUCAUUCGUCUUGAGGACACCAUCACUUUCCAUUUGAUCGAAAGAGUGCAGUUUGCUCUGAACAAGACAAUCUACACGCCGGGAGCUUUGCAAAUCCCCAACAGCGACCUCAGCUUCUUCGACUGGUACUUUGCCGAGCAGGAGAAGCUUCAGUCACUCAUUCGUCGAUACGAGUCGCCCGACGAAUACCCCUUCUACCCUCGGUCCGUUCAAAAGCCCAUCCUGAAGCCGCUCAACUACCCGAAGAUUCUAUACAAGAACGACGUCGUCGUCAACGACCAAAUCAGAGCAUUCUACAUUGAAAAGUUCCUUCCCGCAGUGUGCCCCGACUUUGGCCGCGAGGACCAGGGCGAAUCGCAAGAAAACUACGGUUCGACAGCUACCUGUGACAUUGCCUGCCUCCAGGCUCUGUCCAGAAGAAUUCACUUCGGCAAGUUUGUCGCCGAGUCCAAAUUCCGCUCCGAUCCGGAAAAGUACACUCGCUUGAUCAAGGCAGAGGACCGCGAGGGUAUUGCAAAGGCCAUUACAAACCAGGCCGUAGAGGACCAAAUCUUUGAGCGCCUUCGCCUCAAGGCUCUCACUUACGGCAGAGAUCCCUCCGAAACCAAGGGCACCGAGUCACACGUCAAAAUCGAUGUGGAUGCCGUCGCAUCCAUGUACAAGGAAUAUGUCAUCCCUCUUACCAAGGAGGUCGAGGUGGAAUACUUGAUGCAGCGUCUUGAACCGGAAGAGUAGGGAGCAAAGGGUAGUUCAUUAUUCAUAGAGGGGGGUUUAUGUACUCGGUAACUGCUUUAAUAGCAGCUGGGAAUUUGCUAGCUUCAAUCAAAAUCAUGUGGCCCUGUGCUUUAAUUCCCAUCUCCUGGAAUGCGCGCUUGCUGUCCGCAACAGAGUCGUCCUCGCGCGUGUAAGCGAAGCCUCCGUGAGCAACAGCAUACUUUUGCAAAACUUCAUCUUCUGGGUGGAAGUAGAACAUGGAAGACUCCUCCUUGGCCUUCUUUCUCUUGCGUUCCUCGACAUCUAGCGUCGAUUCAACUUCUUGAUACGUCUUGGAGAGGAUAAGGUAGUGCGAGAAGUUGUACGGUUCGUUGUCUUCAACAGCAGCCUCAACUUCGUCGAUAAGCAUGGAGAAAAGGGGAGGCGCAAUCUCAGCAGGCAUAUUGAUGAAACGCUCAGAAAACACCAGGCCAACGUGGUGGUCUCCAGUGAGGAGAGGCGUCACCGUCGACGCCAAUGCUUCGUUUGUAUUCGCCUUUUCCACAAGGUACUUGAGAAUGUCCUGCAUAGGGGCCUUCUCGCGGUGGACAAAGGUGUUGAGGGCAGUAAGCAUAGCAUAGGCAUCGGUUCCCUUGCCGUCGGUCUUGACUGUCGAUCCAAUUGUGUUUUGCGCAAGAACAAGGUCAGCCAGCUCGGACAUGUUGAACUGGUUCGCGUCGACGUCGAAGAGCUGGCGGAGGAGAGCCUUUACACCGUGGAAGUCGAUCUCGGGGUCAAAGUUAAACCAUUCAAAGUCGACAUCAAUGUUGUCAAAGUC